Molecule: messenger RNA, 729 nt
Organism: Melitaea cinxia (Glanville fritillary)
Lineage: Eukaryota; Metazoa; Arthropoda; Insecta; Lepidoptera; Nymphalidae
Product: carboxylesterase 5A-like
Exons: 4
Coding region: 1-729 (242 amino acids)
Source: RefSeq, a predicted model, not a curated record
AUGGCGGCGAACUUUAUUUGCUCAUCGUACCCCACCGCGUUGUCCCAACGCGGUAAACGAGAUGAUUCUUGGCUUAAGGACGGUGUUAAUCUGCCUUGUCAAGAGUUAGCAGCAGAAGGAUUUGUAGUCGUAACUGUAUCUUACAGACUUCAUAUAUUAGCAUUUUUUAGUCUUAAAUCGAUUGCAGCACGAGGAAAUCUCUCCUUACUUGAUCAAUAUAUGGCUUUAAUUUGGGUCCGAGAAAACAUUGCCACCUUCGGAGGGGAUCCAAAUUCAAUCACACUAGCAGGACACUCUGCUGGUGCGGAUAGUGUUCUUUUUCACAUGGUAUCACCACGCUCAAUCGGUUUAUUUCACCGAGCUAUCAUUAUGUCACCACAAUACAUUUGGAAAGCCAUUGAGAAAGAUAAUGUCCUGGAAAAUAAUAAUCUCGAAAUAAUUUCAAGAAGUGUCGCAGAAUCAUUAGGGUGUUUGAGUGAGAGAGAAAGCGAAAUUCUUCAGUGUUUAAAAAUUAAAUCUUUAACGAGCCUACUGUCACAGUAUACGAACAAUUGGACAGAUCUUAUUCAUCCAAUACCGGACAAUUUUUUACCAGAAUCAGAACAGUUUUUACCAACUUCACUUUCAUCAGCCCUAGCUUGGUCAAAAUCACCGAGUAUUCCUAUUGAUGUUCUCUUAGGAACCACUGACUUGGAGUCUAUUCAUUAUGGUAAACCAGUAACACAGUAA